Molecule: messenger RNA, 744 nt
Organism: Aaosphaeria arxii CBS 175.79
Lineage: Eukaryota; Fungi; Ascomycota; Dothideomycetes; Pleosporales
Product: NADH-ubiquinone oxidoreductase
Exons: 3
Coding region: 60-698 (212 amino acids)
Biological process (GO): mitochondrial electron transport, NADH to ubiquinone
Source: RefSeq, a predicted model, not a curated record
CCUCACGAUUAUAUCGACCAUCAACGCCGUGAACGCUCUCCAUAUUCUCCUCGCGCACCAUGUUCGCCCGGACGUUCCUUCAGCGUGCGCCUCUGCGCACUGCGCCAACGAUCUUCCGCGCUGCCUACAGCUCCGGCUCCACACCUCCCCAGAAGGCCGGCCAAACACCUGCCAACGACCCUGCACCACAAGAGCCCAAGCCGAACGUCUCAGCGACCAAUGAACUCCCCAAGUCCUCUAAUGGCGCUUUCGACCAAACUCUGCAAGAGAGCGUAGCCCAGGGCGAGCAGCUCAGGGUUCAACAGGCACCCAACCGACAUGGAAUCUGGACCCGAAACCAGCAGCCGAGGGAGGUCGCUAUGACUGGCCCCAGAUUUGAGCAGACUACCUUUGCGGACCAGCCCCAACCUCAUGCCGCUAUCGACCUUAUCCAUAAGCAACCCGUUCGCUGGACACAUGAUCGUGUUGUAUCCUGCGAUGGAGGAGGCGGCCCUCUCGGCCACCCCAAGAUUUUCAUCAACACAGACAAGCCGAAGAUCUGCUGGUGCACAUACUGCGGAAUUCCAUUCGCCAACGAGCACCACCGAAAGCACCUCGAGUCCCUUCCCGAGACAUCCUACCCAUUGGGUCCGUCAGGCGACGCUGCCGAGGUGAACGAGUCGCAAAGGGUCACAGACGAGCCACUAGGACAGCGGUAAACACAUGCAUGGAGGAAUGUGUAAAGUGUAUAUAUGUAGUAGCAGA